Trypanosoma brucei brucei TREU927 is the source of this 582-nucleotide messenger RNA. RefSeq lists its product as hypothetical. The record is from RefSeq and is a predicted model, not a curated record. Bases 1 to 582 code for a protein of 193 amino acids. The transcript has a single exon. NCBI's taxonomy places the organism in Eukaryota, Euglenozoa, Kinetoplastea, Trypanosomatida, Trypanosomatidae.
AUGGCGGAUAAUGAAGAAGUGCCCCCUUCCGGUCCCCGGAUGACUCGUGAGGAGACGGAUGAACUCGUGCGGCGUCUGUACGACCAACAGAUGGAACGCGCCGCCAGGCGUGAGGAGGAACGGCAGCGCCAACUCGCCAGGCCAUUCUGCUCCAGUCGCCGGAUAAAGAAGGAUGAGGAGGAAAACCUUGUGCGCCGCAUUUAUGACGUGCAACGGGAGCGCUUUCAGCAGAGCAAGGAGGAGCGCGAACGACGAUUGACACUCGAACUUCAAAGUAAGGACAAGAAGCUCCCCGAGUCGGAGAUACAGGAUCAGGUGGAUCGCAUCUACAAUCAGGAGGUUGCUAAGAGUAAGGCACGCCGUGAGGAGCUACAAAAGCGGUACCUACCAGAGGUGCCUCCAAAGACAAUAGGCAAGAAGCAGCUAAAGGAGAGCGUUGAACGACUCUUUCGUGUUGACUACGUGAAACGGGAUGAGGAACUCUUUAAGAAGCACGUGUACCCAUACGACCCACCAACGACGAAGAUUUCCCGGACGGAUGUGGAGGCGAUGGCCAACCGUCUGUCGAGGAGGGGGUCAUAA